Molecule: messenger RNA, 1269 nt
Organism: Rhodamnia argentea
Lineage: Eukaryota; Viridiplantae; Streptophyta; Magnoliopsida; Myrtales; Myrtaceae
Product: chitinase 2-like
Exons: 1
Coding region: 60-971 (303 amino acids)
Biological process (GO): carbohydrate metabolic process
Molecular function (GO): hydrolase activity, hydrolyzing O-glycosyl compounds
Source: RefSeq, a predicted model, not a curated record
CUUGCUUGUUUCUCUACAUAUAUGCCCAUCAGAAAACAGAAUGGCCUCAUCUGACAUCCAUGGAAAUGGAAAAAAUCCUUCUACUACCUCUCAUUUUUCAAGUUUUUCUCUGCGCAAUCCCAACAAUCCAUGCAGCCCCAGGAAACUCAAAGCUCUUCAGGGAAUACAUUGGAGCAGAGGGAAACAAUGUCAAGUUUUCCGACGUUCCAAUUAAUUCUGAUGUCAAAUUCCACUUCAUUCUCUCUUUCGCCAUAGAUUACGCAACCUCAGUAUCCCCUACAAAUGGCAACUUCAAUGUCUACUGGGAUAAGCAAAAUCUCGGCCCUUCUGCCGUUGCCUCCAUCAAGGCUCUUAAACCAAAUGUCAAGGUAGCUAUGAGUCUUGGAGGGGACACCUUAGGUGGCAAAUUUGUUCACUUUGCUCCGAAGUCGAUCAAUUCAUGGGUCAGCAAUGCUGUAGCUUCACUCACAAGAAUUUCAAAGGAGUAUGAUUUGGAUGGCAUUGACAUUGACUACGAGCACUUCAGUUCAGAUCCAGAUACAUUUGCUGAGUGUAUUGGUCAACUUUUAGCCCACCUAAAACAGAACAAGAUAGUGUCAUUCACGUCAAUAGCCCCUUAUGAGGGUGACUCUGUGCAGCCAUAUUAUCUUACUCUGUGGAAGAAGUAUGGACAUCUCAUCGACUAUGUCAACUUUCAAUUCUAUGCUUAUGACAAAGGAACUACAGUUUCUCAGUUUAUGAAGUUUUUCGAGGAUCAGAGCUCCAACUACAGAGAUGGAAAGGUGUUGGUGAGCUUCAGUACUGAUGGAAGCGGGGGUCUAUCGCCAGCAAAUGGUUUCUUUGAGGCUUGUGGCCGACUUAAACGCCUCCGGAAACUUCAUGGAAUUUUUAUAUGGUCUGCAGAUGACUCCAAGAAGGCUGGUUUCCGCUUUGAAGAACAAUCACAGAACCUUUUGACCAGCAUACAGUGAGAUGGAGGAAAAAGCGAAGGGGGGAAAAGUGCUUGCUAGCUAGUAGGAUAACUAAUUUAUGGAGAUGUCGGUUUGUAUUCAAGGAGAAGCUAUAAUGACAGGUUUGUGAAGGAUGAGCCUUGGUUUCGUACCUGUUUCUCAUUUUGGCCAGAAGGAUAGUCUCACCCUUAGAACGUAGAAUAGAUGAAAAAGAAAUAGAAAUCAAGUCCAGAUGCAUGGACAUAGCAUAUUUGUAAUGAACUUAUGGCCCAAUGAGGUCACAAAGUUUGAAUCGGAUGAUCAAUGGCCCUCUUAGUCA